Coprinopsis cinerea okayama7#130 is the source of this 2562-nucleotide messenger RNA. RefSeq lists its product as hypothetical. Gene Ontology annotation, molecular function: protein binding. The coding region runs from base 1 to 2562 and encodes 853 amino acids. The record is from RefSeq and is a predicted model, not a curated record. NCBI's taxonomy places the organism in Eukaryota, Fungi, Basidiomycota, Agaricomycetes, Agaricales, Psathyrellaceae. The transcript has 2 exons.
AUGGCAGCAAAUGGAGACCUAGAGCAACCUGCUCUGACUACAUGCAAUUUAGCAAUCGACAAUCUCGGAGGGAACGCCAGUGGCAGUCUACUCGCCCUCCCCACGGAACUGCUGUUUGCAAUUCUCCGCCAACUCGACUUUACCUCACUCUGCUCCGUCGAGCAGACAUGCUGGCUGCUAAACUCCAUUGCCUCAAGCAUCUUCCUGGGGAGGAUUGGAAUGCGAAGGAAGGUGGUCGAUGGAAGGGUAUUCGAUAACAUCUCCGGGGGUAGGGAGCGGAAAGGGGGCGGGAAGUCGGAGACAAGGGGUUCUAGUUCAAAGUCAGCAGCUCAAAUCUUCACACCGAAGGAAACACUCCCCAUUCUCCGCACGGCUUUCUCAAUCACCAACCUGAAUUCCAUCAGGUUUAGGUUUUCGUACACCUCUCUCCCCUAUCACAUCGAAGAGGUGAAGGACUUGACCGCACUCGUUCGACGGCAAACCUGUGCACGCGUACUUGACAGCCUCGAGCUCGACUUCGGGGAGCUUGACCGUUGGUUCAUGGGACGCGCGCCGGAGCCCGACGAUCAGCGAUGGAAAGAGGAGUGGGUGUGGGCUUUCACUCACUUUCUCACUGUCAUCGGUAGUCUGGAAUCGGAGGAGCACCCAGGGUCGAGAUGUCGAAGCUUCAAAAUUGUUGGUGGGGAGGAGCUGGUACGGUACUUCGAAGAAUUCGAAAAGUUGCAGAAGGGAUGGGAGGAGGAAGCCGAGCUGGCGGGCGUGGUGAUUCAAAACGUGGCUCCGACUUCGAGGAAACUAUCCAUACGACGCCAGGAACUCAACCACCUUCCUAAAGCUGUCAAUCCGGCUCAUAUCUUCGAUGCAGCGCAUGAUGUUUCACCUACCUUUGACGAACCAACCUCUCAUCAGACCCGCGACAAGAGGCCUAAACCGCGUCGAAGUUCAAUUCACAAGUUGGGAAAAUGGGUUCGCUCGCACCUUCACGCCAAUUCGGGUCAGCAACCUCGAGGAACCAAUUCAACAGUCUCUCCCCGUGAAGAUCCCCCUCUGACCUCGCUUGCCGGGCUCGAAGAGCGACAUGUCUCCAGGCAGUUAAACCACCCUGAACCCCAUAGGCCGCACCCCAGCGGCGAAGUAUCUCCAGCUCUUGACCACUAUCCUCACUCCCAGGCCAGCAACAUGCAGCGCAUCGACCUUCACUCUGACUUGAUGUUCUUCCCCGCGAUCCUCCCCUAUACCAUCACCCUCCUCCAAUCCUCUGACCGGUUAGAUAGCCUGGAAGUCCAGGUGGCUAGACCGCCCAAGCACCCUGACUUUUGGCUCUCGUUCCUCUCCUCGUGCUCGUUUCCUAAUUUGAGGGCUUUCAGCGUCACGUCAUCGUUCAAGGUUCAGCCAGAUUCUUCGCCCAAAGGAACUUGUCGCGGUUUUAUGCAGUCCCGGGAACCUCAGCCGGAUCCCCACGCGAGCACGCCAGGGAUCCCCCCGCAAGCACUCACUCCUUUCCUUAUCCGCCAUCCCUCCAUUGAAACCUUGAGAGUGGAUGGCCCUCUCAACCCUCUGGCCUCGAAAUUUGCUUCCCCUGAACGUGGCCAAUCCGACCUUCCAAUUCUUCCCAACCUUCGCUCGAUCACUGCGCAUCCGCUCUACGUGUCAUGGGUUGUGAAUCCUCAACGCGUUCAAGCUCUCGGGAACGGCGGCACGAUGAGCGAUCCCUUGAAGGAGAUCACGAUCCUCACUCAAGACUACCAGAACCUUUCAGUGGGGCAUUGGAUGAUGGACGACGUAUUCCGGUGCUUGGGAGGGCACCUCAGGGAGAAGAGGAGGACGGAAGAGAGUCAUGGGACAGGCGCCAGGUCAAGCGAUGGAAUAUCAUUGGGGAUCAAGUUCACGACAUACAACGGGCUGGAUUCGUGGAUCAGGAGCCACGUAUCUGUCGGGAUGGAGAACGGCUUUGUUGGGAAGUUGAAUGACGGUGUUACCGAUGCCCAAAUUACGGUCAUGGCCCCAACGCCCUCUCGUUCCCAUCCAAGGACGUCCAAACCUCGGCCAGUGGUAUCGCCAUCAUCCACCUCGCUCAGCAAGGAAGGCCAGUACACUGCGCUGAGGUUGCCUCCGCCUCCAGCCCCCCGCUCGUCUAGGCGAAUUAGAAGUAAAGUUCCUCCAUCCAACCCAAACCCAUUCGUAGCAAGCGACGAAACGCACCACAUUACAUCCAACGCCCUCGAAACCAACCACCAACUCACCGCCGUCACCUCCCUCAAGAUUCAGUCGUUUUUUUGCCCCUCGCUGCCCUUUCAAGACGACAGAUUCAAUCUCCUGGUCGACUUCAUGGGUCUCUUUGGGGUCGGUUUGAAGAGCGUCGAGAUUGGUGGGUUGGACUUGGAUGGGCGAUCGAAGGGAGAGCGUAGUGGUCAUCCCAGCCGUUAUUACGCGACAGGGGAAGAGGCAGAGGGCCGGGUUGGUGAAGAGCUGAACUUGGAGAAAGUGGUUGUAGAGAGAGUCAGACGUGCUUGCCGGGGAGUGGAGAGGAUUGUUGUUAACGGGAAAGCGCUGGAGUUCUAA